Messenger RNA from Gilbertella persicaria, 1997 nucleotides. RefSeq names its product Phosphoglucomutase/phosphomannomutase. The transcript is spliced from 6 exons. Gene Ontology annotation, biological process: carbohydrate metabolic process; purine ribonucleoside salvage. Bases 298 to 1938 code for a protein of 546 amino acids. The record is from RefSeq and is a predicted model, not a curated record. Lineage: Eukaryota; Fungi; Mucoromycota; Mucoromycetes; Mucorales; Choanephoraceae. Gene Ontology annotation, molecular function: phosphopentomutase activity; magnesium ion binding.
GGAGUAUUUACGUAAAGCUUCGAAUAUUGGAACUCAUAAAAAAAAAAUACAAUAAUGCAUUUUUCUUUCUUUUACAUUAUUUUAUUAUGGCACAUACAUUAGAUACACUUGUUGAGAAAUGGCUGUCUCUUGACAAAGUAAGUUUGAGUUGGUGUCUAUGCUUCUUAAUACUCACAAAAAAAGAACCAAGACACUCGUCAAGAAAUCAUUCAGCUUCAAAAAGAAAACAAUGUUCAGGAACUUGAAAAGCGCUUAUCGACUUAUAUUGAGUUUGGAACUGCAGGUUUGCGUGCUCGAAUGGAAGCUGGUUUCUCGAGAAUGAAUGACUUGACAGUUCUCCAAGCUUCUCAGGGCCUUGCUGUCUAUAUCGAAAACAACGUAAAAGACGCAAAGGUUCGAGGUGUUGUUGUAGGACAUGAUCAUCGUCAUCAUUCUUCUGAUUUUGCUCGUUUAACAGCUGCUGCCUUUUUGCAACGUGGUAUCAAAGUCUGGUUCUAUAAGGAUUUAGUUCAUACACCUCUUGUGCCUUACACAAUCAAGAAAUUAAAAGCUGCUGCUGGUGUCAUGAUCACUGCUUCUCAUAACCCUAAAGACGAUAAUGGUUAUAAAGUGUACUGGGAAAAUGCCUGUCAAAUCAUUCCUCCUCAUGAUGAAGGCAUUGCAGCUUCUAUUCAACAACACCUGGAGCCUUGGGGAUGGGAAUACAACCUAGUCGAUACCAGUGACCUUGUCAGUGACCCCACGGAUCUAGGUGUGAUCGAUAGUUAUUUCAACGAAGUACAAGCCCUCUGUCGAAACAAGGCAGACAAUCAAGCCACACGCAUCAAGUUUGUCUAUACAGCCAUGCACGGUGUAGGCACACCUUUUGCUGAACGCGCUUUCGGGUGCUUUGAUCUGCCUGCGUUUGUGCCUGUUCAAGAACAAGUCCGUCCUGAUCCUGACUUUCCCACGGUUGCCUUUCCUAAUCCCGAAGAAGGCAAAGGUGCACUCACGUUAGCCAUCCAAACAGCCGAACGUGUGGGUGGUCAUAUCAUCUUGGCCAAUGAUCCUGAUGCAGACCGUCUUGCGAUUGCUGAAAAACAACCGGAUGGCGAAUGGAUCAUUUUCACAGGCAACCAAAUCGGGUCUAUCUUGGGCGCUGCUUCUUUUGAAAAAGCCAUGACUGCUGGUCUUAAGCCAGACCAAUUGGCCAUGGUUGCAAGUACAGUGUCUUCCAAGUUUUUGGCUCGAAUGGCACAGGUUGAAGGAUUCACGUUUGAAGAGUCCUUGACUGGGUUCAAGUGGAUUGGCAACACAGCCAUGCGUCUUGAACAAGAAGGAUUGAAGGUGGUAUUUUCGUAUGAAGAAGCUAUUGGUUUUACCAUUGGUGAUAUCGUCAAGGACAAAGAUGGUGUGAGUGCCUUGGGUUUCUUUGCUGAAUGGGCUGUGCAGCUGUAUAAGCGUGGCUUGACAGCUUAUCAAUACUUGGAAGAACUCUAUCAAAAGUAUGGUUAUUUUGUUUCGGAAAACUCUUAUUUUAUUUGUGACGAUAAGCAAAAGAUUGCCAAGAUCUUUGAACGUAUUCGUUUUGGUGAUCAAAAACAAGCUGAUGCAAGCUCCAAGUAUGGUUAUAAGCUGGAUUAUCCUACUACUGUGGGUGGCUAUAAAGUGACUGGUAUCAGAGAUUUGACAGUAGGCUAUGAUUCUUCUAAGCCUAACCAUGAGCCUACGUUACCUGUCUCUUCUUCUUCUGAAAUGAUCACUUUUAGCUUGGAAAACAACACUGUUUUUACAAUUCGUACAAGUGGUACUGAACCUAAAAUCAAAUACUAUUCCGAAUUGCGUGGAGAAAGUGAAGAACAAGCCAAGAUAGAUCUUCACCGUGUUGUAGAAGCUAUUGGUGAUGAAUUGAUGGAAUACCAAAAGAAUGGUCUUGCUAAAAAGAAGCAAGACAUUUAAAAUUCCGCUGUAUAAAAAUAAAAAAUAUUUUUUUUUUGCUUUUCUUUUUCUUCAUCGCC